AUGAGUGAUGAUGACUUUUUCCAAGACAAAGGCAGCAGCUCGUUACAGUACAUCAAGUGCAAGACCAGCACGAAGAUUGAUGACAUUUUGAAGAGGCGGAGAGAUAAGUUGACCAACGGGGGGCGAACGGGUGAGGGAAGCAGAGGGGAGGGCCCAAAUGGGGAGAGCCCAAAUGGGGACUCCCCCCCAGAGGGUUACCCCAAUGCAGGAAGGCAAAACGAACGGCACAGCGAAGGAAGCAGACAUGGCAACGAUGAAAUGUACCCCAAAUGGGGAGAAAAAAGUGACAGUGACGACCGGAGGAGCAGCUACCAACUGGAGGAAGUGAACAAAUAUCUCUCAAAGCAUAGCCAUGCAAACCUGCUGGAUGAUGGGGAGCUCAAAUUGGAAAGGAACCACAAACAGUACAGUUACACUCUAGGGAGGAACAGUUUCGCAAAGGAUUCGACGAAAGAUAUUUAUCCCUACGAUGAGAAAUUAAAAAAGGGGAAUAUUAAAAGUUGCGGCAGUUUGUCUGCCUUUGAUCAUGCGAAAAGGAGCCAAUUAGGCGCGUCAAAAUCGCUGGACCGUUUAAGCCUACAAGGGAGGGAGAAGAGUAGCAAUUCACACCAUCAGCAUAAUGAGGAAGGCGCAAACUACGCAGAGGACCCCCUGGGGGGUAUCCUAAACCACAUAUAUAAGACCCCUAGUACGGAGGUCCUUUUGAGGGAGAUAAGAAGCAAAGGGGAUGAAGACGGCAACGUUCUUCACGACGGUGAUGAUAUCGAGGGGGAAUAUAACAACGGCCAUGAUGAAAAUAGAGAUGAAAUUUUUGCAAACUUAAAUAAAAUCUACCUGAACGAUGUAGAUUUAAAUAAAACCCCAAGUAAAAGCUUCUCGAGGAGUUAUUUCGAAUAUUUGAAAUUCGAAACAGCUGGGAAGAUGAAUAUGAGUGAGCUGGAGACCCCCGCAAAUUUGAAGGACGAAAAAGAUGAAGAGGGCACGAACACCCCAUUUAUUACGUAUUAUUUGGCUGGGCAGACAAGCAAAAGUGGGCUUGAGCAGGAGGGAAAUCUUGACGAUCCCUGUGAGGGUGAAAAGGAUGGAGUUGCCCCCUCUGCGGAGGAGGCUCAGAAGGGAAUUAGCGGUUAUUUGCCAGAAAAGGAGCCACACACACUGGAAGAGUUAACUUCGAAAGGGGAUAGCCAUUUUGUUACGGAGGAGGGAGGCGCUGUUGUUCCCCAUUUGGUUAAUCAUAAUAACAUGGUCUCUUACCAGGGGGGUGACCCCCAUAAUAGAAGCAGCUACAGCGGGGGGGGCGAGAGGGGGGCCCUCCUCAAGCUUGCCGGUUCGCAGAAGUAUAAUUUUGUGAAGAGUGAAGAAGAAUACAACAUGAUGAGGGGAAGAAAUGGCCAAAAUGAAAUGCGCAAAGAUAAUGUAGCCACGAAUGGUAGAAUUGCACAGAGCAGCAACGUAAACUUUUCGGGAAGAAUUAUCUCCAAUAAUAACGUAAGCUUUAAUGAUAACAUUUUUCUGUCAAAUCAGUUUCACAUAAUGAAUACGAAAUCGUUUCGGGACAAUCUGUUCGUCGAUUCGAAGCAAUGCCACAGGGAGAACACCAUGCCGCUGCACAUGGGGAAGCAUAGAAGUGACGCUUUUCCUCCCCGGUGUGAGCUAAGAAGAAGUGUAACCUUAAGAGACAUGCCGCUAACUAAUUCAGUGGUGGAGAAACCAGGCGUCUGUGAGAUCUCCUCUGGGGAAGGCGCUUUGCACAAAGGAGGGCACAAUUAUGCCAGCCCAUGGAAUGGCAAAGUAGAGACCCAUGAGGAUAGACCCUUUGAUGUGAACACCAACAAUCUGGUGGUUAACUCAAUGAUGGUGAAGAGGUCCCAAACGGGAAUUAACCAAAUAGACGAAUUUGCAAUUCAUCGGAGUGCCAGUUUUGGGGAUAGAAAAAAUAGCGCCGAUGUGGUAAGCAAGUUGGGUAAGGACCCCCCCACAGGUGUAUAUUCCCGUGAAUACACCAAAGGGUGUGAUAACCCUCCGUUUCGUUUUAACUCCUUAAAGGGGAGCACCACGCAGUUAGCCAGCCAAGAGGAGGACAACCCUAGUAGGUGGGGCAGAUCCGCAGAGGUGAGCAAAAGUGUCAAUUACAACAUCGGAAGGGGUUAUAGCAAUGUGCACGAGUUGUCUACAGAGGGGGGAAGAUUACCUCGGAGAAGCGACCCUUCCAAACAGAAAAAUGAAAUCAUUUUCACCAAGCUGAGCAAUGUGAACAUACCAAGUGAUGAUGCGAGUAGUGCUCUUCUCAACGCAGGGAUGUACUCAAUCGAAGGGAGAGAAAAAAAAAAUUUCUCCAACAAUUUUGAAAAUGCGUACCUGAGGGGAAGCCAUUAUAACGAUGGGGUGGAGAGAACGUCAAGUUACACCGGCGAAGUUGGGAAAAAAAAAAACGUCACUGUAGAUAUUGGGGGAGUGAAUAAACAUGUUUGCGGUGGUGUCAACCUUUUGGGGAUAAACAACCCACAUGAAUUGCAGCCCUUUGAGGGAGCACACAUGGGGAUGGGUGAACAGGGGAGCGCAAUGUACAGAAAUGUGCCCAGCAACAACUCAAAUGUUGUUAUACCUGCUGAUGGGAUGGGCAAUGUACAGACGGAUGAGCGGAAUGGAGUUGGCUUCUAUAGUGGCCCCCUAAUGGGGAGAGAAUCACUCCCCUUGGGCAACAAAAGCAGUAUGAAUAGGUUAGGCGAGACAGCCGAUUUCGGGGGGAAGGAAAGCAGCGACCUCUCCGAAUCGAGACAUAACGACAACACGGUUAGGAUUAUAUCCAGCGAGGGUUACGUUUCUGCCCAGAGGAGGGAAGUCAUCGACGGGCGCGAUUUGAGGCAGUACUGGUUCGACUACAUAAAUAGCAGCUUUGGUAGCGUCAAUGCGAGUGACAUACGGGGGUUGAUAUUUGGCAAUUCGCACGGUCGCCCCGGUAGUGCUGUUUCCAACAAGGUGGGGCCCACGUCCAGUCAGACGCAACAAUUUGCAUGUACUGUUCCUGGGGACGUCUCCGCCAACCGAAUUAGUGAAGAGGCGCUGGCGGAACUCAUCCGGGAAAAGAUAAAGGACAGCAUAAAUGACGUAGUUGAGAGGUUGCUCAAUCAGAGGAAGAGCCCCGACUUAGUGAGAAAGGACCUCCUGAACGAAGUUGAAAAGGAGCCCAAUUUGAGCCACGCAUCGGAGGGGUACCACAACAGGGGAAGAGACAACAGGGGAAGAGACAACAGGGGAAGAGACAACAGGGGAAGAGACAACGGGGUGUGCUGCAACAGUAGUGUGAAGGGUGACCAGGUGGGGGCAGACGAGGAUGUCGCGCCAGUAGAAGGGGUCGCCGAAGAGAUGAGGGAAAAAAAAAACAAUCUUCUUUUUAACAACGGAGUGACUAGAACCACAGGUGAAUCACCAGUGGGGGAAGCCGACCAGGCAAAGGGCGGCAGCAAGACAGCACGUUGCUCUGAAGAACUUCAAAACGAGGAGCAUCCACCACAGGGGAGUCAUCUCCUGGGAGGAGAAUCCACCAAAGAAACGAUCCAGCUGGAGGAGGAAGACAUACACGAAAUUGAGAAGCUGAAUAAUCACCUCAAAUUGAACAAAAUAAAAAAAUCUAUAAAUCUGCAAAAGGGAGACAAAGAAAAGAAUCAAGUGAAUUGGAAAAAACUGCUUUACAAUUGUAUAGACAUAAUCUACCUGUUGACGAACGAAAAUAAUGCGAAAAAUAAAAAAAUGAAUUCCCUGUUAGGAGAAAUAAACAAGCUGAGCGAAUAUGAGAAGAAGAUAGACAACCUGAAUGAGGAGAAUGAAAAACUCAAAGUAGAAAUUUUGCAAAAAAACGAACUCGUGAAAAAGAAAGACAUCAAAGAAAGGACAAACCUAAAUGUCAAAAUCGCUGAGCAAGGGAAAAAAAUUGCCAACUAUGAGAAGGACAUUAACAUAUAUAAAAAUAAAGUCACCAAAUUGAAUCAUAAAAUAAGCAACAAGGAUAACGAAUUGGAUAAGCUGAAAAAGAAGUACCAGCUAGUUUUAGACGAAAUUGAAAAGUGCAAACAGGAUGCCACUGCUACUCUGAAGCAGGUGCUGAACAAGAAACACACCACCCUGGUGGAUAGGCAGUGUCUAGACAUUUCCAAAUAUUACGAGGUUGAGAUGUGCGUGCUUAACAGGCAAAUCAGAAAUUUGAAGGACCUCCUCAAAAGUGAGACCAAGGAGAAAAUGAUGCUCAGCAGGAAGUUAGGCGAGUGGUCUAAGGGGCAGCCCGAGGGGCAUUCCCAUGGGCAGUCCAACGGACAUCCCAACACAGGUUCGUAUUCCCGCUCGGACACACACAGUGAUGACGACCGUGGGGAGGAACGCCGCAGAAAGGCGGACACCCGUGAACAAACCGACGAAGGCACCUACAAAAAAAUGUGCCAAAAUUUAUUCAACGAAAUGAAUGAAAUAAAGAGAAAUUUUGACAAUCAGAGAAUUUUAUAUGACCAAAAAAUUGAGCAACUCGAGCAAAAGCAGGAGCUGCAAAAUAUUAAGAAUAAAUUGGACGCAUCCGAAAAAAUUGUGGAAGUGUACCAAAAUAUUUUUCGCGAAAAUGUGAAUUAUAUAAAAAGUGAUAAUUUGCAAAAACGGGAUUUCAGUCAAACCAUCGGUGAGGUGCAUCCCCAAGGGGAGGGCAAAAGUUACGGCCAUUUGCAGAGCGCUCAGAAGGAUGAUUUGACCAGAAAGGCAGAUGACGGUGGCUUGGCUCGACAUUCCAAUGGGGGGAGCAGCUACGACGACUUUGGCAAAUGCUCCGUUGCCUUGUCGAGGAAGGAUAAUGCUAAUCCUCAGAUGAAUGCCACAUUCGCGUCUUGCAGCAUGCCCGGGGCGUCUGCAGAGUUCACCAUGAGCAGGCUCCCAGUGGUUAGCGGCAUGGUUAGCGGCGUGGCUGGCGGCAUGGUUAGCGGCGUGGCUGGCGGCAUGGUUAGCGGCGUGGCUGGCGGCAUAGCUAGCGGCAUGGUUAGCAGCACUGGCAUGGCGAGCGGCCUAGUGCCAGUCGGCCCGCAGAACUAUCUGAGCGAGUUUGUGAAGAUGUACCUGGAAAACAACCCAAUCAGUGAAUCCCAAAACGGGUUCAAAACUAGCGACCUCGCAGAAUGGAGCCAAAGAUGCACAGAAAAUGUGCCCAACAGCGAACAAAAAAUUAAUCACCUACAUGAAAGCUUAAUGAAAAUUGAAAAGACAGAAUUGGUUAACAUAUUCAUAAGCAUAUGUAGCGAAUUAAAAAGUGAUAACAUUUUUUUCGUCAUCCAGUUUGUAAAGUUUAUGUCCUUCAUCGUGUAUGAACAGUUCCCCUUAUUCACCUCCUUCUUUUACAACGUCGCCUCGAUCAUUUCGAUCAACUCUACCAAAUUUGAUGAGUACAUAAAUGUGAUAAAGAAGUGGAAGAGCCACUACCUGAAUGGGCAGAAGUACUACCUCUUCCGCAGGAGUGUCCUUUUAAUUUUUCAAGCCGACUUGAAGGACGUCAGACGGAGCGACAUCGACAGGGCUUGCUUGAGCCUCGUCCGCAGUUUGUACCAGAGGAAUCUGGAGAUGUCCAAGUAUUCGAAUGACUCCUUCGAAAAGGCCGAGUACAUAAUCAACAAGCACUCCAAGGAAAUCAUCAGCAAAGUCAUUAAGACCUACAUGAACCUCUACGGCAUUGACAAAAUCAGCAACAUCAUCCCGCACAUGAAUUCGAUGAACUCCAAGCUCAAAACGCAGUCCUACUUCGUCAGGUCCAUAUCGUCCUGCUUGAAUUUGAGCAAAACGGAUAAUUUUCAGGAGAUCGAGCGGAAAAUAAAAGAACUCGCGGCAACCAAGGGGAUCAACGAAAAGAUAAAGAACAGAAUAAACGUAGACGAAAUAGACGAGUAUCUGGCGGCGUACACAAUUAUGGGCACGCUGAAGAAGUACCUGAACGUUACCCUCACCCAGGACCUGCUGCCCUCCAUCUCGAAGAUCAUUCAGAAGAACAGGUCAUCCCAGUGA
Messenger RNA from Plasmodium vivax (malaria parasite P. vivax), 6027 nucleotides. RefSeq lists its product as hypothetical. The record is from RefSeq and is a predicted model, not a curated record. Gene Ontology annotation, molecular function: gamma-tubulin binding. The transcript is spliced from 5 exons. NCBI's taxonomy places the organism in Eukaryota, Apicomplexa, Aconoidasida, Haemosporida, Plasmodiidae. Gene Ontology annotation, biological process: cilium assembly; regulation of microtubule cytoskeleton organization. Gene Ontology annotation, cellular component: centrosome. The coding region runs from base 1 to 6027 and encodes 2008 amino acids.